GCUCUGCCACAUCCACUUUCCUCAAGUGUCCCAGGGGCUGGGCGGGGCUGGAGGCUCCCAAGGGCAGGGGGAGUUUCCGCCUCCAGGAAGGCCUCCGGGCUGGAGUGGGGCCUCCACUGGCCCACGCCCACUUCCCUGCCACCUUCGCCCUCGGGGAGGGCUGGGCUGGGCCGAAGUUCACCGGGACUGCCAAGACUGCCCGUCGCCAUGCCGCUGGGGCUGCGGACCAAGAAGAAGGGCCGGUCCCGGGAGCCCGAGCCCGGAGCUGUCCAGCACAGGCCGCCACUGGUGUUCUCCGCGCAGCUGGCCCACGGCAGCGCCACGGCCAGGGUGGAGGGCUUCUCCAGCAUCCGAGAGCUCUACGCCAAGCUCGGCCUGGCGUUCGGCAUCGCGGCCUCCGAGAUCUUGUAUUGCACCUUGAGCACCCCCAAGCUCAAUAUGGAGAGCCUCUUGGGAGCCCAGAUUGGGCUGGAAGACUUCAUCUUUGCCCACGUGAAGGGCAUCCAGAAGGAAGUGACGGUCUGCAAAUCGGAGGAUGUCCUCGGCCUCACCAUCACAGAUAACGGCGUGGGCUACGCCUUCAUCAAGCACAUCAAGGCGGGCAGCCUGAUGGCGGCAGUGCCAGCCGUGAGCGUGGGGGACCACAUCGAAGAGAUCAACGGGCGGAGCAUCGUGGGCUGGCGGCACGUGGACGUGGCCCGGGCGCUGCGGGAGCUCGAGAAGGGGCGGCCCUUCUCGCUCAGGCUGGUGGAGCCCCAGAAGGCCUUGGACUUUCAGCCGCCCUUGGGGGCCGGGAAGAGCCUGGACAGCGGAGUGGCCCCUGGUCGGGGAACCCUGCGGCUUCGGCCCAAAGGCCGGGCCACCGUGGAAGAGCUGCCCCCAGAGGUUGACCAGAAGGCCAUCCAGAAGGUGGAUUACUUCCUGGAGCUGUACUUGGGGAUCCGAGACCUCGAGCUCGCUACGACAAUAUUUGAAGCCGGAAAAGACAAGCUGAAUCCGGACGAGUUUGCCAGAGCCCUGGAUGACGCUCUCGGGGACUUCGCCUUUCCCGAUGAAUUUGUCUUUGACGUCUGGGGCGCCCUUGGCGAUGCCAAGGAAGGGCGCCUGCACUGAGCCUUGAGGCCCCUCUCCGGAGAGCCCGCACUGGGGGGAGCUCCCCAGCCCAGCCACGGCUGCGUAGGCUGGGACUUCUGAGGCGGUGAAUCUGGGUUUCCUCCCAUGUGUCCCUUUGUGGCUGUGCACUCCCAAUGAAAGAAGUCAUGUGACGCUG
Monodelphis domestica (gray short-tailed opossum) is the source of this 1270-nucleotide messenger RNA. It is a transcript of the gene GIPC2, whose product is annotated as GIPC PDZ domain containing family member 2. The record is from RefSeq and is a predicted model, not a curated record. NCBI's taxonomy places the organism in Eukaryota, Metazoa, Chordata, Mammalia, Didelphimorphia, Didelphidae. Gene Ontology annotation, molecular function: protein binding.